AUGAUCCUCCGGACCCUCCCUUUCUGCACCCUAGCGCUCAGUGCCCUCACACCCACCCCACCCCAAGCCGCCUCCACGCUCCUCUCCACCUCCGAGUUCCAAGCCCUGUCAGCCUCUGAGUCCGAGUCACUCCUCUCGCUCCACCGCCACCUCGUAGAGGUCGAAUCGAUAAGCGGCAACGAAAAGAAAGUCGGCGAAUGGCUCUCUUCCUACCUACAGUCGCACGACUGGACGGUCGAGCGACAAGAAGCCUCACCCGGCCGGUAUAACCUACUCGCGUAUGGCUCCAAACGCGAAACAACGAUUCUCUUGACCUCCCACAUCGACGUGGUACCUCCUUACUGGCCCUACUACUACAACAAGACGAGCGACGAGAUUGGGGGUCGCGGCAGUGUUGAUGCAAAGGGAAGUGUAGCGCCGAUUAUCAUAGCUGCAGAGGGCAUACGAAAGCAGAUGUACGAUGACAUUUCGCUGCUGUUUGUUGUAGGUGAGGAAACCGGUGGCGAUGGCAUGCGCGCAUUCAGCGACUGGUCAAAACGACCAUCCUCACAUGAAAUCGUCAUCUUCGGGGAGCCGACAGAAGGCAAGCUAGUCUGCGGACACAAGGGCAUGCUCGGUUUCGAAGUCAAAGCUACAGGAAAAGCAGCGCACUCCGGGUACCCAUGGUUAGGCGUGAGCGCAAACGAUAUCUUAGUCGAGGCACUAGGUGAAUUGCUCAAGCUACGAAAACACCUCCCUUGGAGCGAAAAGUACGGAAACACAACUAUGAAUUUCGGGCGUGUCCAGGGCGGUGUCGCAGCAAACGUGGUCGCCGAAACUGCAUCUGCGAAUAUCGCGACACGACUUGCGGCCAGCACACCCAAGCUCGUUCGCGAACAUAUCGUCAACGCGCUUCAAGGCGUUAAAGCAGCGGCGCAAGAGCAAGGCGGUGAUCUAGACAUCAUCUGGGGCAGCGAGGGCUACGGCGUCGUCGACAUCGAUUGCGACGUCGAUGGCUUUGACACCCUCACUGUGAACUACGGUACCGACGUACCGUUUCUCUCCGGAGACCACAAGAGAUAUCUAUACGGCCCUGGAUCCAUCUUCGUCGCGCAUUCAGAUCACGAAGCGCUCAAGCGCAAGGAGCUUGAGCUGGCUGUUCUGGACUAUCGUCGGUUGAUCGUCAAGGCUAGUGAGAUGCGUGGCGAUGCUGUUGUUCAGGAUCAAACCGAAUUGUAG
This is a messenger RNA of Bipolaris victoriae FI3, 1218 nucleotides long. RefSeq lists its product as hypothetical. Bases 1 to 1218 code for a protein of 405 amino acids. Lineage: Eukaryota; Fungi; Ascomycota; Dothideomycetes; Pleosporales; Pleosporaceae. The transcript has a single exon. The record is from RefSeq and is a predicted model, not a curated record. Gene Ontology annotation, molecular function: hydrolase activity.